UCAAACUGCAAAUAAAGUAACUACAGCACAGAAAAUUAUUAAAUUAAACUAAAUUAGAAAAAAAUGUGAAAAGUGUAUUUGUUGUUUUAAUUGAAAAGCAAAACAUUUCGAUAAUGGCGUUUUUGUGUCCCGUGCGCAUGCGGCGUGAUAAAAAGAAAGCCACCAACGCCAAUAUAGAACGUGAUUUACCCAUUCCUGGUGUUGGCUUAGGCCGCAUAACCGGUUCGUCCAGCAUCGAGACAUUAGUACGCGUUGGCAUUGAGAAGGAGCACGGUCUCAGUCCAGACUCAAAAAUGGUUGUUUUGCACGACUUUACUCCCUGUGUGGAUGAUGAACUUGAAGUGAAGCGUGGCCAAAUAGUCAACAUUUUAUAUCGUGAGAACGACUGGGUUUACGUAAUUGGUCAGGACACGCGACAGGAAGGCUUCAUACCAUACUCAUACUGUGCGCCGUACAAUACACAACUGGCAGAUCUUGCUAUUAAGAAAAAACUACCACGCGAUCAAAAUGUCAACGUACAAGAGCAUAAUCAGGAGAAUAUGCCACUUUUGGGCGCCGAGAGUAAGAUGGAAUUAAUUGACGAUGUAAGUGCUGUCAACGCCGUCGUAAAUGGUAGUAAUAGUGGUGUUGUGUCUAGCUGUGGUGGCGCCAACGCUAAUGCAGGAACUAUUGGUGCACCACCAAAAAAUUCCGAAGUGAAUCUAUUGCUAGAACCGGAGUGCACACCAUUCCAUAAAGAACCCAGCGGCCGUUAUAUUGUGCUCUAUACAUUCAUAGCACGCGAUGAAAAUGAUUUAUCUGUGGAACGUGGCGAAUUUGUUACAGUUUUGAAUCGUGAAGAUCCCGAUUGGUUUUGGAUUGUGCGCAGUGAUGGCCAAGAAGGUUUCAUACCGUCCGCUUUUGUCUUUCCAGCGGAAAGUGUGCUGCAAACACAACAGAAAAUGUUGAAUGUCUGCGGCACAGUACAAGAUACGGCUGCUUUGAUUGGUGGCGCCAACAACAAUAACAAUGCCGUACACAAAUCACAAACGCAAUUAAAUUUAGAGCUUACUGCGGCCAAUUUGAAUAGCAAUUUAACAUCGUUGGAUCAAACGCUAACCACAUCGGCAGCACAACUGGAUGCAACAUGCAUUAGUAACUUGCAACAACAAAAUGCAGCACAGCAUCAGCAGCAGCAACAGCAAAUUGGUGGCAUUAGCGCAGAUGAUCUGCGUUACCAUGGCACUGAGCUGGUGAUGCUUUACGAUUAUAAGGCGCAAGCGCCAGAUGAUUUGAAUGUACGCAGAGGCGACUGGAUUUAUGCAGAUCUAAAUAAUCAAACGGUGGAUGGUUGGCUGUGGGCCUACGCUCCAAAAACGAGGAAAUAUGGUUUUAUACCGAAGGCAUACGCACGACCACCGGCCAUGACUAGCCUUUAAAAUUAUCCAAAAAUUUGUCAAUUACUGUCUUCCGCUUGCCUACAAUAAAUGCCUUAAAACUAGUAUAAGUAAAUUAAAGCAAACACGCCACUUUCUGCGGUUUAGUUAUUAUUUUAUUGUUUCUAAGUAUCUAAGGAAAGCAAGUGUAUUUUAAUUGAAAACAUUAUUAUUGCAUUUAACAUUUAUAGCUCUUUAGCAAAAUCACGCUAAUAAACGAUGUUAAAAUAAGGAAAAUAAUCGAA
Molecule: messenger RNA, 1660 nt
Organism: Bactrocera tryoni
Lineage: Eukaryota; Metazoa; Arthropoda; Insecta; Diptera; Tephritidae
Gene: Dlish
Product: SH3 domain-containing protein Dlish
Exons: 3
Coding region: 114-1418 (434 amino acids)
Molecular function (GO): protein binding
Source: RefSeq, a predicted model, not a curated record